This is a messenger RNA of Talaromyces amestolkiae, 1308 nucleotides long. RefSeq lists its product as uncharacterized. NCBI's taxonomy places the organism in Eukaryota, Fungi, Ascomycota, Eurotiomycetes, Eurotiales, Trichocomaceae. The coding region runs from base 1 to 1308 and encodes 435 amino acids. Gene Ontology annotation, cellular component: nucleus. The transcript has a single exon. The record is from RefSeq and is a predicted model, not a curated record. Gene Ontology annotation, biological process: regulation of transcription by RNA polymerase II.
AUGAUGAAUGCAGAGCAUUCGUCAUCCCUUAAUCGUUAUCGAGAAUCCAAGGUCAGACGACGCCUAGGUCUUCCACUCCUCUUCGAGGGAGGGACAGGACCGACCACGGUUUUGACAUGUCCCGAUUCGGGGUCAGAUUGGAAUGUCAUGGCAUUUGAGACAGCUGCAAGCCUUGGCUACCCCAUUGAACCCCAUGGAAGCUCUGACUCUACUCAAUUUGUCCUGGCGAAUGGCGGCACCGUGAAUUCGAUUGGGAAGAUAACAGCCAAAUGUGCCUUUACCACGGGAGCUACAAGUACCGAACUUGUAUAUGAAUGCAUUUUCUUUGUAUUCAAAAAAUUAGCAGUCCCUAUCAUCAUGGGAAUGGAGUUCUUGGAGAAGACUGAGACUUUGAGCAAGCACCGUGACCGCCUCGUGGAGGAAAUCGCGCCUAUACUGCAGAAUUUUCGUGUCCAAGCUGUUGGGCAGCAAAAACAGAGCCUUCUUUGCCGGCUAGACAAUUAUGUGGGAUGUGCUAAUCCUGACACCGGAUCUGAUCUUGAUCUAGUGAGCUAUCAGUACGCAAGCGCGAAAUUCAACAUUGAKCCGGCAAAUGAGGCCGUCAUGUUUGCGGAUGGAAGCAUUGACUACACAUGUGGCGUCUUUCAUACUUCGUUCACUGUUGGGGAUGUCGCCAAUGGUUUUGAAUUUAUUGCUAGAGGCAAGACUCUCUCGCUUGCCUUUCACGUCUUAGAUGGUCUGACUUCAGACAUCCUUGUGGGCCAAGAUACGCUGGAAAUGCUCAAUGUGUUUGCUGAGCAUACGGCAUCCUUCAUUCCCGGUACACCGCGGUUAGGUGGAUCGGAUAUCAACAUCAUUCAGCUGGUCAGUAAUUUCGAAAGCUCUACCAGGGAUAGAUUAAGAGAUGCAGGUCGCUGGGUCUCUAAUGUUCUUGGAAGAAACACGGAUCCCAUUCCGACAUCAACCAUGAGCCUGGAACAGAGACUUGACCUUGAAGAUCAGCGGGAGAAUGCACGAGCAGAAACACCAACGCCGGUUACGAAUGAAUUCCAAUGUACUUUCCCAAAUUGCAACGUACUGCCUUUUGCUACGCAAUAUCUGCUCAACUCACACUCCAACAUUCAUUCCCAUGCUCGCCCUCAUUAUUGUCCAGUGUCAGGAUGUCCUCGUGGUCUGGGAGGAAAGGGCUUCAAGAGAAAGGAAGAGAUGUUCAGGCAUGGAUUAGUCCAUGAUAGUCCAGGAUACACCUGCCCGUUCUGUGCUGAUCAGAAACACAAAUAUCCAAGACCAGAUAAUCUUCAGAGGUGA